AUGAACUCCUUCGCUAUUCUUUUGGCUUUUGCUAUGCUCUUCUCUGUCGCUCUCGCUGGACCAGGAAACCGUUAUGGAUGGCCAAGCUCGUAUGAGAGAUUCCUCGAGAGACAAGGAGUUUGGGACUUCAAUAAGCACGAGCCACGCGCUGACUACAGACGUCGUGGAAACUACGAGAGAGAUCUCCGUGACCUGUUCGAUGACUGGAAGAGACAAACCCAGUGGGGAGGAAAGGGAUACAGAUCUAACAGAUUCCAAACUCCAAAGGGAGGAUUCAGCCGUUACGGAUUCCCAGGAAAGUAA
Molecule: messenger RNA, 303 nt
Organism: Caenorhabditis briggsae
Lineage: Eukaryota; Metazoa; Nematoda; Chromadorea; Rhabditida; Rhabditidae
Exons: 2
Coding region: 1-303 (100 amino acids)
Source: RefSeq, a predicted model, not a curated record